Molecule: messenger RNA, 465 nt
Organism: Lactuca virosa
Lineage: Eukaryota; Viridiplantae; Streptophyta; Magnoliopsida; Asterales; Asteraceae
Source: the annotation of a GenBank genome assembly
AUGGUUGAACAUUUCAUUCCACUUCUAGAAUUAUCACAUUCACCAAGGAUUGUAAAUGUCUCCUCCUCUUCCUAUGGAAUAUUAAAGAAUUUGGAGAAUGAAUGGGCUAAAGGAAUAUUGAGUGAUGUUGAAAACCUAACAGAAGAGAAAAUCGAUGAAGUGCUUAAUCAGUAUCUAAAUGAUUUCAAAGAGGGAUUGCUGGAAACCAAAGGGUUGCCUACAACAUUGUCAGCAUAUAUGAUUUCAAAAAUAGCCAUGAAUGGCUACACAAGGAUUUUGGCCAAUAAAUACACAAGUUUUUGCAUCAAUUGUGUGUGUCCAGGAUAUGUUAAGACAUAUAUUAACUAUAAUAAUGGCAUAUUAAGUACUGAAGAAGGAGCUAAAACCCCGGUUAAGGUUGCAUUGUUUCUGGAUGGUGGUCCUUCUGGAUGCUUCUUUGAUAGAGAUGGUAUCCUGUCGUUCUAA